This is a messenger RNA of Monopterus albus (swamp eel), 4218 nucleotides long. It is a transcript of the gene ap3b1a, whose product is annotated as adaptor related protein complex 3 subunit beta 1a. Gene Ontology annotation, biological process: intracellular protein transport; vesicle-mediated transport. The record is from RefSeq and is a predicted model, not a curated record. Lineage: Eukaryota; Metazoa; Chordata; Actinopteri; Synbranchiformes; Synbranchidae. Gene Ontology annotation, cellular component: membrane coat; AP-3 adaptor complex; clathrin adaptor complex. The transcript is spliced from 28 exons. Bases 188 to 3469 code for a protein of 1093 amino acids.
ACUAACUUGUCCACCUCACACUUCCGCUACUGCGUAUGAAAAAGUUGGGUGAAUUAGAGAAGUUUGACUUUGUAGCAUUUUCAAAACGAUACGUUACACUGCCUUAGUCUUUCAUUUAUGAAGCAUUUAUAGCUCGAAAGAGUAGUAGAACAGGUUUACUUAUCGGGUACUUGUUUAAAAGUUGAACAUGUCCACGAGCGUCUUGUACAAUGACCAAGGAGGAGCGGAGGCUGCGGUGGAAGCAGGGCUGGAGAGCACCCCGACCUCCUCCAGCACAGGAGCUGCUUUCAGACUCGUCCACGCUGACUUUAAAAAAAAUGAAGACCUUAAAGAGAUGUUGGAGAGCAACAAAGAGUCGCUCAAACUGGAUGCUAUGAAAAGGAUUGUUGAGCUGAUUGCCAAAGGGAAAAAUGCAUCGGAGCUGUUUCCUGCUGUUGUGAAGAAUGUUGCGAGUAAGAACAUUGAGCUUAAGAAGCUCGUGUACGUCUACUUGGUGAGGUAUGCAGAAGAGCAGCAGGACUUAGCUUUGCUGUCCAUCAGUACCUUCCAGCGGGCCCUCAAGGAUCCAAACCAGUUAAUCCGGGCCAGUGCGCUGAGGGUUUUGUCCAGUAUCCGUGUCCCCAUAAUUGUCCCCAUCAUGAUGUUGGCCAUCAAGGAGGCUUCAGCUGACCUGUCUCCUUAUGUCAGGAAGACUGCCGCCCAUGCCAUCCAGAAGCUGUACAGCCUGGAUCAAGACCAGAAGGAGCAGCUGAUUGAAGUGAUAGAGAAACUACUGAAAGACAAAAGCACGCUGGUGGCCGGUAGUGUGGUAAUGGCCUUUGAGGAGGUGUGUCCAGAUCGCAUUGACCUGAUCCAUAAGAACUACAGAAAGCUGUGUAAUCUGCUGGUGGAUGUGGAGGAAUGGGGCCAGGUGGUCAUCAUCUCCAUGCUUACACGCUACGCCAGGACACAGUUCACCAGCCCCUGGAAGGAGGAUGCUAUGUUCGAUGAGACCAAUGAGAAGGCCUUUUAUGACUCUGACUCUGAGGAGAAAAAGGACCAGGUGAAGGCCGGGCCUUAUGUCAUGGAUCCAGAUCACAGGCUGCUGCUCAGGAACACCAAACCUCUCCUGCAGAGCAGGAACACUGCUGUGGUGAUGUCUGUCGCUCAACUCUACUGGCAUCUGGCCCCUAAACAUGAAGUCAACAUUGUCACCAAGUCACUGGUUCGACUACUGAGAAGCAACAGAGAGGUGCAGUACAUUGUGCUUCAGAACAUCGCCACAAUGUCCAUUCAGAGAAAGGGGAUGUUUGAGCCAUUCAUGAAGAGUUUCUAUGUCCGAUCUACAGAUUCAACACAUAUCAAAACGUUGAAGUUGGAGAUCCUGACCAACCUUGCCAAUGAAGCCAACAUCUCCAUUAUUCUGCGUGAAUUUCAGACCUAUGUGAAGAGUCAGGACAAGGCGUUUGCAGCAGCCACCAUUCAGGCCAUUGGCAGGUGUGCUACCAACAUCUCUGAGGUCACCGACACCUGUCUCAACGGUCUGGUUCUGCUGCUGUCCAACAGAGACGAGACUGUGGUGGCUGAGAGUGUGGUGGUGAUCAAGAAGCUGCUUCAGACUCAGCCCAGCCAGCGCAGUGAGAUCAUCAAACACAUGGCCAAGCUCUUCGACAGCAUCACUGUCCCCAUGGCCCGAGCAAGCAUCCUGUGGCUGAUGGGAGAGUACUGUGAGAGGGUACCAAAGAUCGCACCUGAUGUUCUCCGUAAGAUGGCGAAGACCUUCACAGCAGAGGAGGAGAUUGUCAAGCUGCAGACAGUGAACCUAGCAGCCAAACUCUACCUAACCAACUCUAAACAGACCAAGCUCCUGACCCAGUACAUUCUGAACCUGGGCAAAUACGACCAGAACUACGAUAUCAGAGACCGAACACGCUUCAUAAGGCAGCUGAUAGUGCCCAGUGAGCAGGGUGGGGCCCUCAGCAAGUACGCUCGACGCAUCUUACUGGCCCCCAAGCCAGCCCCUGUCCUUGAGUCUGCCUUCAAAGAUCGAGACCACUACCAACUGGGCAGUCUCUCCCACAGUCUCAAUAUUAAAGCUAUUGGAUACCAGGAGCUCUCGGACUGGCCAGCUGUUGCUCCUGACCAGUCUGUGAGGAACGUGGAGGUCAUUGAGCCAGUGAAGGAAUGGGUACCAUUAGUUGGGAAGGUCAAGAAAUCCAAAUCAGAUAGCAAGUUCUACUCGGAUGAUGAAGAUGAUAAAGAAGAGGAAGGCUCUGACAGCAGUGGCAGUGAGGACAGCAGCAGCAGCAGCAGUAGCAGUGGAGAGUCAGGCAGUGAGAGCGAGGAGGAAAGCAGUGAAGAGUCAGAGAAGACCUCCAGUGAUUCUGGAAGGAGUUCAAGUGCAUCUGAAGAGAGUACCAGUGAAUCUAAGUCAGAACAAACAACAAAGAAAAAGACCAAGAAGGUGCCACAGGAAAAAAAAAGCAAACCACCUGCUGCUGACAGCAGCUCAGAUGAAAAUGGUAAUGCACCUGUAGCCCAGGCUAGCAGCUCCUCAUCAGAAAGCUCCUCCGGCUCAGAGUCAGACUCCGAGGGUGACUCUGAUUCAGAUCCCCCCAGGGUACAGAAGAAGGUGGAGGUGAAAUCCAAGAAGGAAGUUUCUUUACUGGAUCUGUGUGACUUUACUCCUGCACCCACAAACGCACCAAAGCCUGUGGUCCUCUCCUCGAGCCUGCUAUCCGACCUCCAAGGCUUGUCUCUGUCAAAUGUCUCGUCCGCCAUACAGGUCACCACUUCAUCUUUCAGCCCUGUGAAAACCCAUGAGCUGCUUCACCACAUGACAGGAAAAGGUCUCUCCGCCAAGUAUCAUUUCCCCAGGCAGCCAUGUUUGUACCAGCCCAGUAUGGUGGCUGUACAGAUCAUACUGACCAACAGCUCAGACCACAGCCUAGAGGAGAUCCAUGUCGGAGGCCGAAGCCCUGCGAGCCUUAAUAUCCACUGCUUUAACACCAUUGAGCGGCUGGAGCCAGAGGCCUCGGUGACAGUUUCCAUGGGUAUUGACUUUAGCGACUCAACACAAGCAGCCAACUUCCAGUUGUGCACCAAGGAGGACCAGUUUAAUGUGUCCAUCCAACCUGCUGUAGGAGAGUUAGUGAUGCCCAGCACCAUGACAGAGCAGGACUUCUGCAAGGAACAAGGUAAACUCCUGGGCAUGAAUGAGACCUCUGCAACCAUCACCAUGGCAACAGCAAACUGCUCCAGCCAGGCCAUCAGUAAGCAGGUCCUGUCUGUCGCCAACGUGGGAGUGGUUUCAUCCACCCAGAACAACCUCCACAGGUUUGCCGGGCGGACUGUCAGCAGUGGAGCUCUGGUCCUGGUAUCACUGCAGCUGAAGGAGUCCUCCACUGCCCUGCUUACCAUCAACACAGAAAAGAGCGUCAUGGGCUCCAUGCUGCUCCGAGACCUGAAACAAGCCCUUGCUCAGGCAUAGAGCCCCCUCCUCUCAGCUUCCCUUAGUAAAGGAAGUGAAGACCUGGACCCUGAAGAGCGCUCCUGGAGGAUGAACUGGAAACAGUGGAAGAGCAGUCAUGCAGCGUUUCUUAUUUUAAUGGUCUGUCACUGGGGAAGCGAUUGUCCUGAAUCAGGGGAAUAACUUUGUGAAAACCUUGAAUAAAGCACAGACGCCCUUUAAAAACACACAGAGCACAUCAUGGAAGUGAAGGUACAUUUGAAAAUGUGACACUGCCCUCAUUUGUUUGUCCGCUCCACUUCUAUAAAUCAUUCCUGACAUUCCUUCAUCAUGAAAAUGUCCUGCUAACUGGUCACUUACUGGUGACAGUGAAAAUUUGUAUUCGUAAAUAUUUGGGCGAAGAAGUACAGUGGUGCCCCGCAGUGGGCUGCAGGUCAAAUCUGUGGUCCCUCAUCAUUGUUCCUACAGUAUGAGAUACUCCAUUAAGAAAUAUAAAGCACCGAGGUGUGUGUCUCACUGAUGUCUGUGCCUGAGCAUUUACACAGGUGAGCUUUGAGAAGCAGAGAAGUCUCUGUGCCUUUUCAGUUAUAAACCUUUAGAAGUUUUGUAACACUCAGCUAGUCUCUCUGUGCCUGUUGUAGUUUUACAUUUCAACUCAGAACCAUGUAUUAAAGCGCCUUCUCUGUGGAAAAUAAUACUUAGAAAACCAGACAUACACUUUAGCCUUAAAUCAACAAGGUGUUUUUAUCUGUAUUGCUUUGCUGAACAAU